AAAAAGCCUUGUACAAAUUUUCUUCCAUUGCUGAGGCAUUUUUCCAUCAGAGAUUUUCACAAAUUCACUCGACUCUCCCAGUUGCCAGCUUCUGAAUUGCUUUGCAGAUCAUGGAAGGUCAUUUUAAUGAGCCUCCUCCACCUGGAACUCAAUACCACAUAAGUUCAUUGCCGGUCUCAUCUUCUUAUAAUGCAUCCUCUUUGGGGCCCACGUUUUCUUCCUCAGAAACUUAUAAUGCUCAAUAUAUCAUAACCGAGCAGCCUCCUAAUGGGUCCAAUGGUUGCCAUGUGCAAUCUGAGAGGGUUAAUGAUAUUGAAGCUGCUGCUCAGAAUGCUGUGCUGCAUGAACAAGAAAUCGAGACACAAAUGGUUAUAAAGAACCAGAGAGAUUCAAACACUGCCACUGGAUCUUCUGAGGACAGUAGAGAUAUUUUGUAUGGACGCCAUGAUCCGAAUGCUCUUAAGGAGCAUUUAUUGAAGAUGACUACACAGCAUCGUACAGAAAUGGCCUUAAAACGUGGCAAGCCCACCCAUAUGGAGGAAGCCAAUCUGGAUAUUGGAAAUGGAUAUGGCGUGCCUGGCGGAGGUGCUUAUUACAUUCCUUCUAUGAACAAUAGUAAAACACCUGGUAAGAAUUUAGAUAGUGGUGAAUCUGGAAAGGAGUCCACGGCUAACGAUUUGCCUGAAUAUCUCAAGCAAAAGUUGAGAGCAAGAGGCAUUCUGAAAGAUAAUCAAAAUGCAGAAAAUUAUUCCACGCCAGAAAAUAGAUCCGAAGCUCAGCCAACUCAGGUUGUAGCAGCAGGGAAUCUACCCCCAGGAUGGAUUGAAGCAGCUGAUCCUGGAAGUGGUGCUGUGUUUUAUUAUAACUCGAGUUCAGGGACAAGUCAGUGGGAAAGACCUACGGAGGCAGCUCCAGUUUCUGCUGCUUCAACACCAUCUCUUUCAGAAGAUUGGAUAGUCUCAUUUGAUGAAGCAUCAGGUCAAAAGUAUUAUUACAACAAGAAAACCAAUGUGUCACAAUGGGAUCAUCCAGGCACACAACAGAAGUUCACUCCUCAGCAUCAUGAAAGAACAGUCUCUGCCAAUGCAGCGGGUGGAAAUUCAGUAAACCAAUCGUCCAAUUUCCCAAAAUGCAUGGGAUGUGGUGGGUGGGGAUUGGGUCUUGUGCAGUCUUGGGGCUAUUGCAAUCACUGCACUCGACUGCACAAUCUUCCACAGAGUCAGUACUUGUCGGCCCCUGUAGAAAAUCAUACGCAAGCUGCUAAACAAGGAGAGUCGGACAAGAAAUUCCCGAAGAACAGGUCUGAUACCAAGCCUCCACUCAGUAGAGGGUAUAAGAAGGAAAAUAAAAAACGUGCCUAUAGUGAGGAUGAUGACUUGGACCCAAUGGACCCAAGUUCUUAUUCAGAUGCUCCGCGUGGUGGUUGGGUCGUAGGCCUUAAAGGAGUACAGCCAAGAGCAGCUGAUACCACUGCCACGGGCCCUCUGUUCCAGCAACGGCCGUACCCUUCACCUGGGGCAGUAUUACGUAAAAAUGCCGAAAUUUCCACACAAAAGAAAAAACAUGGCUCGAAUUAUGCUCCAAUCUCCAAGAGAGGUGAUGGAAGUGAUGGUCUUGGUGAUGCGGACUAAAUACGACAACUUUUAUAUUUUGUGCAAAUUUUCAUACGAACAUCCAUUUUCUCGGAGAAAAAUAGCACUAAUCGCGAUUAUGUGUUCGUUCUAGUUUUCACCUUUCCGGAAAAGUUCAAGAGAGUGAAUAAGCUGUUCUUGGGGAGGUAAAGGUUGAGAUUAUGAUGAUGAUUCUUGCUUAUGGUGAAGAUACUUGUUUGGUCAUGUCUGGUCAGGAUUUGGAUGUUCAUAGUAUUGUAUUGUUAAAAAAUGUUUCUACAAAAUGUUUCAUCUGUGAAAUACUGAUGUCUUUUUUUUUUUCUCUUUUUAAUAAUGUAAUUUAACUUGUAUGUAACAACUAAUGGAAACACCAAUUUUUUUCCCAAUAUAA
Striga asiatica is the source of this 2001-nucleotide messenger RNA. The record is from the annotation of a GenBank genome assembly. Lineage: Eukaryota; Viridiplantae; Streptophyta; Magnoliopsida; Lamiales; Orobanchaceae.